Ooceraea biroi (clonal raider ant) is the source of this 2560-nucleotide messenger RNA. RefSeq lists its product as uncharacterized. NCBI's taxonomy places the organism in Eukaryota, Metazoa, Arthropoda, Insecta, Hymenoptera, Formicidae. Gene Ontology annotation, molecular function: odorant binding; olfactory receptor activity. The record is from RefSeq and is a predicted model, not a curated record. Gene Ontology annotation, biological process: sensory perception of smell; detection of chemical stimulus involved in sensory perception of smell. Gene Ontology annotation, cellular component: plasma membrane.
AUAAGUAAAAGAAAUCUAUUAUCAACAUCACAGAAAUGGAUAAAACAUUAUUUUUCUUAAAUAAUCUUAGUUGUUCUUACAGCAAUUAAUUGAUACUAAGAUGAUAUUUCAAAAUCAAUGUUCUCCAGAUCGCAAGAUGUACAAUAAGAAUAGCAAUAAAGUAAAGAAUAUUACAAUGGAAAUGGAAGACUGCGUACUGCGUCCCUAUAUACGUUACCUAAAGAAUAAUCUCAUAAAUUUAUAUAAUAUUUUUUUCUUUCAUGAAACGAAGCACCUGUUAUGCUUUAUGAAUUGUUAAAUCGAUUGCUUAACAGUACACGCUAUAGUAAUUUACACAUUAUACGAACUCCUACUUCACUAUUGCAUAUAUUUUAUAGUCGAUACAUAAAUUACACCAAAUUGGAUAAAUUCACCUCCUAAAUUAUACUAGAAAAAAGAAUAAGAGGCAGCAUUUGUUCGAUCAAUAAAGAAAGAGGGGAUAAUAUGCGCCUCAUUCUUUUCUGCAGUCACAUAUGUUCUGAACGUUGCACCGGCAUGAUCUGUCUCGAAGCGCCGUAUUUUAAUCUGAAUAGAAUUCUUUUGCAAAGUACUGCACUAUGGCCGUUUCAACAAUCAAAACUAGUCCAACUUCAAUUUAUUUUAAUCUCGACAGUUCUCAUGACUGCUAUUAUCUGCCAGGUAAAAAAUUAUGAUUUUACACUAUUAUCAUUGAGUAUCAGAUAGAACUAGCGUGAGAGAGUGGAAGAUAAUAAAUAUCCAUAUGUUACAUGUAUUACAUGUAAAAACUCUUUUUCACAUGUACAUAAUAUAUGUAGCAUCAGAGUUAAUUUGAAAAAUCGAUAGCGUUUUAUAACUAAGAUCCAUCAAUAUCUUCAGCUACGACUUAACUUUAUUCAGAAUAUAUUCAGUAUUUCGUAAUCUAUAAACAACAACUAUACACCUUACUAGUGUGUAAUAUAUAAAAAUUAUUAUCACCAUUAUAAUGUUAAUUGCAUUGUGCAUUUGUAGUAUAAUUUAUAUAUUAUAAAUGUAUCUAAUUAAGAUAUUAUACAUGCUUCCUCGAUACACUAUAACUACAUUUCUUACAUCAAAUGUCACUCCCAAAUUUGCUGUUAAAGUUCUCUCCUCUGUUCUGUUCUUAAUCAGUUUGAUGAUAUUGUACAGUUCAUACCGAUUUAACAUCAAAAUACUAAAGGAUUUGAUGGGACAACUGCACUGUGCGUGCACCAAACUAAGAGAUGAAAAUGAAAUCGCUAUAAUACAAAAGUAUGGCAGGACUGCAAAAUAUUAUACAGCUGCAGUUCUUGUAAUUUUCUUUAUUGCAAAAUCUGCUUUUUGGACCAUUCAAAUUGUAAUACCUUAUCUCGAUGACGUUACGCCUAUAAAUGGAUGCCGACCACAUCGACUAUACAUAGUUGCCGAAUACUUUAUUGAUCAACAAAAAUAUUACUAUGUAAUUUUGCUUCACAUGAAUGCAGCUCUAUUUAUUGGAAUACUAACAGUAAUAACAACGGGAACACUAAUGAUUGCAUAUCUCCAACAUACAUGCGGAAUGUUCAGAAUUGCUUGGUAUGAAACUGGUUAUCGUAUCGAACACGCGAUGGAGAUUAAUGUACUAAAAGAUAUUAGCAAGUGUAAAAAUUUAAACAGCGAAUUUUCGAUAUCUAAGAAAAUAGUUGAUGCCGUAAAUAUUCAUCGAGAAGCCAUCAAAUUGAGCGAGAAUUUGAUAACCAGAUUUGACACAAUGUACUUUUGUUUAACACUGCUCGCAGUGAUUACAAUGAGUCUUAAUCUUUUUCAAGUUUCUCAGACCAUAACAUUUGAAGAUAAUAUAAUGGAAGCUACAGUUCCUUCUUUAAACCUACUCGUUCUUAUUCUAUACGUAUUUCUUGCCAAUUUGUUUGGACAGAAUGUGAUAGACCACAAUAAUGAAGUAUAUACUGCGGCUUAUCGUCUGAUCUCAAACAUUCUUCUCCUUCUAUUCCAUCUUUCAAAUUAUCGAAUCACUACUUGUAGAUACAGCAUUCGAUGGUACAUGUGUCCUCUACAUGUACAAAAAUUGAUACUAUUGCUUUUGCAAAGAAAGGCCAAAGAAUUUCAUUUAACUUGCGGAGGACUGUUCAUAGCAUCGUUCGAGUGUCUAGCAACGUUAACAAAAGCAACAAUGUCUUACUUUACUCUCAUGCAUUCCACAAGAAGAUAAGAAAAAAACAUAUCCCUAAAGACAACAAUAUAUGUAUAUAUAUAUAUAUAUAUAUAUAUGUAUAUUGGAUAUAAGGAAUGUUAAUUAUGUUCAUUACUUAUGUAUAUCAGAACUGAGCACAUUACUAUUUCUAUUUUCAUUAUAUGACAAAUCAGAUAUCUAAUGUAUUAUAGUUUUUUAAAAGCAUAGUAUAUAUAUGUACUUGUUAAAUAGUUUUAGAACGAAUAGUAUAUUAGUAUAAUAGUUUUAGAACGAGUAGUAUAUUAGUAUAAUAUUAGUAUUAUGCCAUGUAGACAUAUGUAAGUCUAUAAAAAUCCUAUGAUAAGUAAAAGAAAUCUAUUAUCAACAUCACAGAAA